AUGCUCCUACGAGCCAAAGAGGAACCCGACUAUACCUGCACCGCAACAAAACGCUGUAACCUUGGCUGUUGCGGACCACUUGAUGACACUGGUGUGGGAGCCUGUGGCUUUGGUCCCACUUUCUGUGGUGACAAAUGCACCAGCGACUGCGAUCGCAAGUCCGAGUGUGAUGGUGGAAACUGGGGCCCCAAGUACGCCAACCUAACUACAUGUCCUCUCAACGUGUGCUGCAGCAAACAUGGUUUCUGCGGCACAACAGUGGAUUUUUGCGGGCCAGAUCCUGUGCCGCAUCCUCAGUGUGAUCUCUCCAAGCGGACAGCAGACUCUCGCACCAUUGGCUAUUACGAAGGUUGGAACUACCAGCGCCCCUGCGGGAACAUGGAGCCAGAGGAAAUUCCAUUAGGUCACUGGUCGCACAUCAUGUUUUCUUUUGCACUUAUCAACCCCAAGACGUUCCAUCUUGAAGACAUGGAUGCCGGUACAGGAUCUCGUGUCGGCCGUGUUGCAGCACUCAAAAACAGACAGCCUGACCUCAAGGUCUGGAUUGCUGUGGGCGGGUGGGCCAUGAAUGACCCUGGACCAUAUCGGACGGCAUUCUCUGACAUGGCGGGGAGCGAGGCCAAUCAAGACAAGUUUUUUGACUCGCUCUUGACUUUUAUGAGGAAGUACGAUCUGGAUGGUGUUGAUCUGGACUGGGAGUACCCAGUGGCAGAAGAUAGAGGCGGAAUCCCCGCCGACUUUGACAACUAUGUCAACUUUCUGCGGCGUUUGAGAGAGCGUUUAAAUUCAUCUGGCAGGGAGUAUGGCGUCAGCGUAACUCUACCCGCCUCAUACUGGUACCUCCGUGGCUUCAACCUCCAAGAAAUGGAACCUUACAUUAGCUGGUUUAACGUCAUGACCUACGACAUCCACGGCGUCUGGGACGCCAACAUCGACAGUCUGGGCCCUUACGCACACGCCCACACCAACCUCACAGAAAUUAAGAUGGGCCUCGAGCUCCUCUGGCGCAACAAAAUCAACCCAGAGCGUGUGACGCUCGGUCUAGGUUUCUACGGCCGCAGCUUUACGAUGAAAGAUCCGGGGUGCAUGAAGGCCGGCUGCGAAUUUACUGAGGGUGCUAAUGGCGGCGCUUGCACGGGUACGCCUGGUGUGCUGUCGGCGGCUGAGAUUAACGAGAUUAUACAGAAAGGUGCUACGACUACGUAUGAUGAGGAGGCUGCUGUGAUGAUUGUUACUUGGGACUCGAAUCAGUGGGUCUCGUUUGAUGACACUAAGACGCUUAAGACGAAGAUUGAUUUUGCGCAUCAGCAUUGUCUAGGGGGGACAAUGGUCUGGGCCAUUGAUCUUGACGAUGGUACGCUGACCAAGGCCCUUGGUGCGAACAUCAAGCGGCCCGUACUGCCUACAUACCCUCUGCAGCAAUAUUCUGAGUGUGGUGCGAAACCUGAGUUGUAG
Molecule: messenger RNA, 1455 nt
Organism: Bipolaris sorokiniana ND90Pr
Lineage: Eukaryota; Fungi; Ascomycota; Dothideomycetes; Pleosporales; Pleosporaceae
Product: glycoside hydrolase family 18 protein
Exons: 5
Coding region: 1-1455 (484 amino acids)
Biological process (GO): carbohydrate metabolic process
Molecular function (GO): hydrolase activity, hydrolyzing O-glycosyl compounds; chitin binding
Source: RefSeq, a predicted model, not a curated record